Molecule: messenger RNA, 2312 nt
Organism: Pyrus x bretschneideri (Chinese white pear)
Lineage: Eukaryota; Viridiplantae; Streptophyta; Magnoliopsida; Rosales; Rosaceae
Product: tryptophan N-monooxygenase CYP79A68
Exons: 4
Coding region: 670-2226 (518 amino acids)
Molecular function (GO): heme binding; monooxygenase activity; iron ion binding
Source: RefSeq, a predicted model, not a curated record
CAAUAAACACUGCAAUAAUAAUUCUGAUGAGUCCUUUCUAGUGUUUCAUAUAGUCCAAGUAAUAAAUGAAUAGAAUAAAAACAGCAUCUUGUAAGGAGGGGAGGCACUACACCAAAGGUUGAAAUUUGUCAGAUGGGGUUCUUAUUGUACGCUUACUACAGUUACAAGACACCGUCUCAGAUUUCAGACCCCCAGAAGUAAUCUGAUUCCAGAGACUUCAAUUCCCUCCACCGGAAAAGGUGGAGGUGAUACUAUAAAAGAUAUUCCAAAGCAGGUAUUGCAGAAAAGGCAGCAAAGGUAAGAAGAAGGGAAAUCUGGAAAGCAUUAUGAAACAGGAAACAAUCUCAAGAGAUCAUGAAUAUAUCAUCUUUUAUGCUACAAGUGGCAGUUCUGGAUCGAUUCCUUGAUAGGAUUUCUUGUUUGAUGAUUUAGAGAUAGGCCUUGGAAGUCAGUGAUUGGAAGGAACAGUUGUUUGUGAUUUGGAGAGGUUUUGUUGAAAAUACAGAGCUUCAGAUUGAUUGGUUGGUUGGUUGUGAUUGGAUUUUAGUAAUAAUCGCUGCUUUGGUGAGAGGUGUUGUAUAGUUUGUAAACUUAUCACCCACAUUGGUUUGGUAUUAGUUCAUAAACUAAAUACCAACAAUUAUUCCAUUUCACAUUUGAAUCUUAACCAUGAAUAUUCCAAUCGCAAUCUUCCUUGCAUCAACUGCAAUCUUUCUUUUCCACUUCAUCAGGUUGAAAACCUGCAAACGAAGCAAAGAAAUUCUCCCUCCAGGUCCAAGGCCAUGGCCAAUUGUUGGUUGUGUGCCACAAAUGUGGAGGAACAGGCCAGCCUAUAAAUGGGUACAUAGCAUUUUGGAAGAAUUCAACACGGACAUUGCCUGCAUAAAAUUAGGAAAUGUUCAUGUCAUCGCAGUGAAAUCACCAGAAAUUGCCCGGGAGUUUUUGAAGAAAAAUGAUGCAGUUUUUGCAUCAAGACCUGUUACAAUGGCCACCCAUAUUUUAAGCAGUGGCUACGUGACCACAGGUGUUGUGCCUUGGGGAAGCCAGUGGAAGAAAAUGAGAAGGGUCUUGAUUGCUGAUGUGUUCAAUCAGUCUAGGGUUCACUGGCUACUUGGUCAAAGAAAUGAAGAAGCUGAUAAUCUUGUUAAGUUCCUAUAUAAUCAGUGCUCGGUGAAUCCGAAUGGUUCAGUAGUGAAUGUGAGGACUGCAGCCCUAUUUUACUCAGGAGGUGUCAUGAGAAGGAUGAUUUUCAACUCAAGGUACUUUGGCAAAGGGAGAGAGGAUGGGGGGCCUGGUUUGGAAGAGGAAGAACACGUAUCCGCUCUUUUGACCAUGCUCUUGCAUGUGUACGCAUUCUGUGUAUCGGAUUAUCUUCCGUGGCUUAGAGUGUUUGACAUAGGCGGCCAUGAGAAAAAGGUGAGAGAUGCUUUGAAGAUUACCAAACAUUAUCAAGACCCUGUUAUAAACGAGAGAUUACAACAAUGGAGAGAUGGGAAAAGGACGAAGCCUGCGGACCUGCUUGAUGUUUUCAUUUCACUCAAAGAUGCAAAUGGACAGCCUUUACUCUCUAGUGAAGAAAUCAAAGCGCAAAUCACAGAACUGCAGCUUGCAACAGUGGAUAAUCCUUUCAAUGCAGGAGAGUGGGCUCUAUCGCAAAUGCUGAACCAGCCUGAGAUGCUUAAGAAAGCAGAAGAAGAACUAGAUAGGGUGGUGGGAAAGCAUAGGCUUGUUCAAGAGUCUGAUAUCCCUAAGCUCCCUUACAUAAUGGCUUGCUCAAGAGAAGCCCUUAGGUUGCAUCCAGUUGCACCAUUUAACCUACCCCAUGUGUCUAAUGCAGAUGCUGUAGUUGCAGGCUACUUCAUCCCAAAGGGGAGUGCUGUUCUCCUCAGUCGUUUAGGCCUCGGGCGCAAUCCUGAAGUUUGGGAAAAUCCAUUGAGAUUCAACCCGGAACGCCAUCUGAAUGGAGAUGCUGAUCAACAAGUUGAACUGGAAGAGCAUGAGCUGAGAUUCAUUACGUUCUCUACCGGAAGGAGAGGAUGCAUGGGUGGUUCGCUAGGGACUACCAUAACCGUAAUGCUCCUUGCAAGGCUUCUACAAGGGUUUACGUGGAGCAUGCCACCCAAUGUAGACAAGAUUGACCUCACUGAGGCUCUAUCUCUCUUCAAAGCCAACCCCUUGUAUGCACAUGCUAAACAGCGGUUGCCUGCAACUCUAUACUUGGUUUAGUGACCAUGCAUAGAUAAUUUGCCGUUAAUUAAAAAGUAAUUAUGGCGUAUUUUUUAUGCAAGCAAUAAAUGAGAUGUUUAUUAUUA